AUGUCUUCAGAACCGUCUACUGUUCGCCCCGCUCUUCCUCAAGGCGCCGGGUAUGGCAUCUGCGUCGGUUUCGGCGUACUCUUUGCAGCAGCGAUGUGGUACACUGUCCGGAUGCUGGCUCGGUUUAAGAACGAAGUGCAGGGAUCUGAGAUGUUCAUGACCGCCAAGCGCAGCAUGAACACAGGACUCAUCGCUAGCGCUGUUGUAUCCUCCUGGACUGUUGCAGGGACGCUAUUGACUAGCUGCACUUGGACUUUCAGCUACGGUGUAUCCGGAGCAUACUUCUGCGCGGGUGCUUGCGUGCAGAUAUUGAUGUUCUCUGUGGCAGCCAUCGAACUGAAGCGCAAAGCUCCUAGCGCACAUACAUUUCUCGAGCGUACGUACCUAUCAUACGGAGUUCCCGGCCAUUGCAUUCAAAUUUUCUACUCUUCCCUGGUGCAAUUGUUCAAUUGUGUCGGUCUCCUUGUCGGAGGUUCCGCUGUUUUCUCUUCAAUCACUGGCAUGAGUCCGGUGGCGAGUUGCUUCUUGCUUCCCAUAGGCGUUGUGAUUUAUACAGCAACUGGUGGAAUCAAGGCGACUUUCCUCGUGGAUUACAUGCACACAGUCUUCAUCUACGUCAUAAUCCUUGUCGCACUCUUCUCCGCGUAUGCGACAAGUCCUCUCAUAGGAAGUCCGGACAGGAUGUACUCGCUCCUGACAUCCGCCGCCCAAUCAUCACCGGCUCCAGGCAGCCCCGAAGGCUCAUACCUCACGUUUCACUCCAUCCAAAGUCUGGUGCUUGGCAUUGUUAUAUUCGUCACCGGCUGGGCCGCCACGGUUGACGUGCAGCUAUUCCAGAAAGCCAUCGCCGCUAACCCGGCAGACACCCUGAGCGGGUACCUCCUUGGCGGUCUCUGUUGGUUCGCAAUCCCCUUCUGUCUCGCUACCACAUUCGGUCUCGUAGGUCGUGUGUUGCAGACGAACGCUGUAUGGCCGACGUUCCCGAGGAUGAUGACGGCGGACGAGAUCAAUAAGGGGCUGGUUCUGCCCUACGCUGCCCAGGCGCUCCUUGGCAAGGGCGGUGCCGUCCUGGUGCUGCUCAUGAUCUUCAUGGCGGUCACGUCAGCUUUCUCUUCCGACCUCGUCUGCAUCGCUUCAGUCGUGACCUAUGACAUUUACCGUGGUUACAUUAACCCACAAGCCACGGGCAGACGGCUCCUAAAACUCAGCCAUUUCGUCGUCAUCGGUUGGGCGACCAUAUGCGCAUGCAUUGCUACGGGAUUGUCGCACACUGCUAUUGGCGUGAAUUUCAUUAUAACGACGAUUGGUAUUAUCACCGGACCCGCGCUGUUCCCAAUUGCUUGCACUCUCUUAUGGAGGAAGCAAAACACUGUCGCAGUUGUUGUAGCUCCUCUGCUUGGAACAGCCACAGGUCUAGGGUGUUGGAUCGGUUCCACACGCCACUGGUAUCAUGUGACCACCAUCGACACCUUAGGCGAACCCUUGCCUCUUGUCGUCGGUAAUGCGACGGCGUUAUUCUCUUCUAUGGUUUACAGUCCCAUGCUCACCUACAUUUUCGGCGCGCAAGACUUCAAGUGGGAGAAGUUCGAGAACAUCGUUGCCGUCGACGACAGUGAUGUGGCGGGUAUGACGAAGACGCAGCUCGUCCAGCAGAGCAAAGUCGAAGACCCGAGGAUGGACGAAGCCACCAACGCCAAGAUGAAGAGGGCGACCUUGGUUGCUGCGUUCUCAUCAAUCGCCGUGACGCUUGCCUUUGUUAUACUCCUCCCCAUGCCCUUGUACGGGACGCGAUACGUCUUCAGCAGGCCUUUUUUCCGUCUUUGGGUCGUCUGGACGUUCGCGUGGGCCUGGGCUGCUGGCUUAAUCAUCACGCUGCUACCCCUUUGGCAAGGUCGUCGCACGCUAUGGCUGGUUGCCUCACACAUUUUCUCAACAGAGGCAUCUGUCACUAGUUUGCCGAGUCCGGCAGAAGGCUUGGUAGAGCAGCUGGGCAGUGAAAAGAAUGAUGAGAAAGCUGGUUCUGACGUAGAGAGUGCAACACAGGUUACUAUCUUACCAUCACCCUGA
This is a messenger RNA of Phanerochaete carnosa HHB-10118-sp, 2067 nucleotides long. RefSeq lists its product as uncharacterized. The transcript has 10 exons. Gene Ontology annotation, molecular function: urea transmembrane transporter activity. Bases 1 to 2067 code for a protein of 688 amino acids. Gene Ontology annotation, biological process: urea transmembrane transport. Lineage: Eukaryota; Fungi; Basidiomycota; Agaricomycetes; Polyporales; Phanerochaetaceae. Gene Ontology annotation, cellular component: plasma membrane. The record is from RefSeq and is a predicted model, not a curated record.